Molecule: messenger RNA, 2658 nt
Organism: Saccostrea echinata
Lineage: Eukaryota; Metazoa; Mollusca; Bivalvia; Ostreida; Ostreidae
Product: beta-galactosidase-1-like protein 2
Exons: 18
Coding region: 113-2188 (691 amino acids)
Biological process (GO): carbohydrate metabolic process
Cellular component (GO): vacuole
Molecular function (GO): beta-galactosidase activity
Source: RefSeq, a predicted model, not a curated record
ACACAAGUAUUCGGAUUAAACUAACUAAACCUUAAUUAAUUUAGGAAAUCCGAAGUUUUGCCUCUCUUACAACUGUGAAAUUAAGAAAAGAGGAAUGAAAUGUAGAGAGUAAAUGUUGAUGAGUGAAGAAAUGAAACCCGUACAGAUUAAAGUAAAACAUGUCAUACGAGUAGUCAUUAUACUGGUCUUUGCUCUCAUCAUUAUCUUGUAUGGUAUACCAUUAUUUCAUCGUCCAAAAUACAGACAAAUGCCUCAACAUGAAAUAGAAUCUAUAUACAAAAAGGUGAAGGAUGAAGAGGGGAAGAUGUACCGCAGUGAGGGGAGUCUGAAAUUCAAGAAAAGGAAAUUUUACCUGGAUGGAAAGCCCUUCAGGAUUUUCAGCGGAGCAUUUCAUUACUUCAGGGUUCUUCCCCAGUACUGGAAUGAGACAUUCAUGAAGAUGAAAGCUUGUGGACUGAAUACUGUAGAAACGUAUGUUGCAUGGAACUUUCAUGAAGAAGUCCAGGGUCAGUUUAAUUUUGUAGGAAAUUAUAAACUUCUGAACGUGAGGGAGUUCAUUCAGACUGCUAAGUCUUAUGGAUUGUAUGUAAUAUUACGUCCUGGUCCAUAUAUUUGCUCCGAGUGGGAAUUCGGUGGUCUUCCUAGUUGGCUGUUAAAAGACGACGACAUGAAAGUCCGGUCUAAUUAUGAAGGCUACCUUACAGCUGUGGACAAAUAUUUUGCUCAUCUUAUACCACAUAUCCAGGACCUUCAAUAUGGUAAGGGAGGUCCUAUUAUUGCGUUCCAAAUUGAGAAUGAGUUUGCAUCAUACAGUACAGAAGUAAACCAUUUAAAGACCUUAAAGAAGAUGAUGAAGAAACAUGGAGUGGUGGAGAUGUUCUUUACAUCUGAUUCCGAGAUAUCGAGUUGGAAACACGGAUUACAUUCCAUUGUUUACGAGGCUUUACCUACGGUGAAUUUUAAGGAUUUGGAUGCCGGGGGACAACAGCUGAUGGAUUUUGUCCAGGGUCUCAGUGAUGAGUUCCCCCUCUUUGUCAUGGAGUACUGGUCUGGAUGGUUUGAUGAAUGGGGACGUCCUCACAGUGGAGACUUACCUACAGAAAGACUGAAGGAAAUUUUAACAAAGUUGCUAGAGAAAGGGGCAUCAAUUAAUUUUUACAUGUUCAGAGGGGGCACAAACUUUGGUUUUAUGAAUGGAGGAAAUUAUCUACAUAAACAGUACAGCCCAGUAACAACAAGUUACGAUUACAUGGCUCCAUUAUCAGAGGCAGGAGAUGUGACUGAGAAGUACCACAUCAUCCGAGAACUUUUACUACAGCACCAGGACGAUGUCCAACAUUUUCAUGGAGCAACCCUGAAAGAAAUUCCCAGAAACACAGAAAAAGCAGCUUAUGGAACUGUACCAAUCAAGUCCUACUUGCCUUUUGAGAACAUGUUGGACGAAAUUAAAGGAAAGAUAGGUUCAAAGAAUAUUUAUUCCAUGGAGCAUCUAACUUUACAUCAUGGAGGUGGACAGAACUAUGGAUUUAUACUGUAUAGGAAAAUCCUGCCAAAGAUCCAAAAAUUAGAAAUUAAAGGAAUAAUGCAAGAUCGUAUGCAGGUAUUUUGGAAUGGUAAAGAGGUAGCUACAUAUGAUUGGAAUGAGAAUGUUUAUGUUAUACACAUGGACUUAGUAGGACCUGUAAGAAUGGACGAGAAACAUAACACACUGGACUUGCUAGUGGAAAAUCUUGGAAGAGUUAACUAUGUGAGAUUUGGUAAAGAUAGUCUGAAUCAGGAAUACAAAGGUAUAAUUGGAGAAGUGUUUGUAAACAAUUCCAAGGAAGCCUUGACUGACUGGAACAUUUAUCCACUAGACUUCCAGCCUCAGUACCUUAACAAUAUAUGGGUUAAUAGUGGAUACAGACCCCUUGUUAAGAGAGAAGCAUCACCAGCCAUCUUUUCUGCGGAGUUUGACAUACAGGGUACACCUAAAGACACAUUUCUAUCUAUGGAUGGUUGGUCUAAAGGAGUUGUUUUUAUUAACCAUUUUAAUCUGGGUCGUUACUGGAGUCAGGGACCCCAGAGGACACUCUAUGUUCCGGGGAGUAUUCUAAAGAAUGAGAAAGCCAACACUAUAAGAAUAUUUGAACAAAAGAAAGCAGGAAAAGAAGUGAUUUUUGUCGAUUCACCAGUCCUGGGAGGCUGAGUUCAAUGUUGUUCAUGUCUGAAAUGAUAUACUGUGGAAUCAUUUUAAUCCGUGGGGGUCAAUGUUCGUGGGUAAGCAAAAUUUUGUUGGUUCAUGGGAACGUAAUUUUGUGGGUAACUCAUAUAUACAGAAGAUUCAUGAAUAAAUAUGUUGACAAAAUAAUUGUUUGUGAGGAUGUAAAUUGUUCGUGGAUAAGAGUGACCAAAAAAAUCCAUGAGCAUUGGUCCCCCACGAACAUUGAUGAUUCCACAGUACAAUUCAAUGAAACAGUUACAUGGUGCAUUCCCUGUAAUAAAAUAUGUUCAUGUUAAUUAAUCAGUUCUUUUAAUUUCCGAUUGAAAAGUUUAAUCAUGAUUAAAGCUGGUGAUUAAUGUAAACUAACUUAAUUUAAACAUGUAGAAUUACAUGUAUAAACAGAAUUUUCUUUCUAAUCUUCUUUUUAUAUCUGUACACAUAUUUUGCUAUUGCUA